UACACCGGCUUCGUGCCAGACCUGCAGCGCCGCCAGCUGAUGAACUUCGUCCUGGUGACCACAGCCGGCAUCCCAGUGCUGGUGGCGCUGGGCUGCUACCUUUGGUACUUCGUGCCGCCAGUGGCCGGCGGUGGCAGCGGUGCGACACUGGCCGGUGAUCAGGAGGGCAACCCCAUCACAUUGGAGAGUUGGGUGAAGUCGCACAAGGAGAACGACCGCGAGUUGGUCCAGGGCCUCAAGGGCGAGCCGUACUACCUGAUCUCCACCGCAGACAACAUCAAGGACUUCGCCCUUCUGUCUGUGUGCACGCACCUUGGCUGCGUCGUGCCCUGGAGCAAGAGUAACAACAAGUUCUGCUGCCCCUGCCACGGCUCGCAGUACGAUGAGAACGGCAAGGUGGUGCGAGGACCCGCCCCGCUCUCCUUGGCACUCGCGCACACCACCACCCAGGAUGGCAAGUUGGCCCUCACCCCAUGGCCCGAGAAGGACUUCCGCACCGACCUGGACCCCUGGUGGAAGGUGUAA
Messenger RNA from Symbiodinium necroappetens, 525 nucleotides. NCBI's taxonomy places the organism in Eukaryota, Dinophyceae, Suessiales, Symbiodiniaceae. The record is from the annotation of a GenBank genome assembly.